AUGCAGUAUAUUUCUGAACUGAGGAACACAUCCAGUAUGAUGGUCUCAUCCACUGUGAGCGGAGCUACAGACCAGUACAACCAGGGACACAUCACUCUGAUCCUGGAGAACUCGGACCUAUGGAAGUCCUUUCACGAACUUGGGACAGAGAUGAUCAUAACUAAGCCUGGACGGAGGAUGUUUCCACAUUGUAACGUCAGUGUGUCUGGACUUCUGCCAUAUGCUAAGUACGUCAUCAUGGUAGACAUGGUUCCUGUAGACAACUUUAGAUACAAGUGGAAUAAGGAACAAUGGGAAGUAGCAGGGAAAGCAGAGCCACACCCCCCCUGCCGAACAUACAUACACCCAGAUUCCCCUGCACCAGGAAGUCACUGGAUGAAACAGUCCAUUUCAUUCCUGAAGCUAAAACUCACUAACAACACCCUGGACCAGCAUGGCCAUAUUAUCCUGCACUCGAUGCACCGCUACCAGCCUCGUUUCCAUGUGGUGCAGGCCGAUGACCUUUACAGUGUGCGAUGGAGCGUCUUCCAGACGUUCAGCUUCGCUGAAACUACUUUCACCUCAGUCACAGCUUACCAGAACAGCAAGAUCACAAAGCUAAAGAUCGACCAUAACCCGUUCGCCAAAGGCUUCAGGGAAGAGGGCACUCAUGGAAAGAGAUACAGAGCUAACAAAAGUUUAGCUUGUCUAGAAAAUCCAACAAAGAAAUUGAGGUCCACAGAAAAAGAAACAGAAAGCAGAAGCUAUCCAGAUUUCCCAAGGCUUCCAUAUGACCCACAAAGAGAGGAGCAAGAUGCUCUCAUGGGUACCAAAGAGGAACUUGUGCCUCAAGAUGAGCAUAUGUCCCCAUGGGGUGGAGAGCAGGACCAAAACCUACAUAACGAGACUGCUAUGGAUUUCUGCAGCUCCGAGCAAAUGGUCCCUGGACAAGUGACCUACCAUUUCUACAGACCUGCUGAAUUUGGAAGAAUGCCCUCCCCACCUUCUUGUCAAGAUGACAGUGUUGAUCGUCAUAGUUUUGAGUCCAGAGCAACUGAUGUGGCCACAGUUCCUGACCAAGAGAUCACCAGGCCUUUGCCAGCUGUAGGCAUGGGCUCCCAGUGCAGGCCCUUGGACUUUUCUAUGAGCCAGAAUAUGUCAGUGAGCUCAAAAAACAAACCAGGACAACGCACUCACUCUCUCUAUGGCCAUUAUAACACAGAACAGCCUUUAUCCCAGUGGAGCGGAGUCAUAUCUGGACAGUAUUCUGGCCCCACUUAUCCCCAUUCACACCACGUCACAGCAGAACCUGGCAUGCAUCCACCUGGAUAUCAUCAUGGUAACGUAGCAGACUGGAGCCAAUAUCCGCUUUUCUCUUACUCCUGUUGGUGA
Molecule: messenger RNA, 1371 nt
Organism: Chanos chanos (milkfish)
Lineage: Eukaryota; Metazoa; Chordata; Actinopteri; Gonorynchiformes; Chanidae
Product: T-box-containing protein TBX6L-like
Exons: 9
Coding region: 1-1371 (456 amino acids)
Biological process (GO): positive regulation of DNA-templated transcription; cell fate specification; regulation of transcription by RNA polymerase II
Cellular component (GO): nucleus; chromatin
Molecular function (GO): DNA-binding transcription factor activity, RNA polymerase II-specific; RNA polymerase II cis-regulatory region sequence-specific DNA binding
Source: RefSeq, a predicted model, not a curated record